Bipolaris oryzae ATCC 44560 is the source of this 918-nucleotide messenger RNA. RefSeq lists its product as uncharacterized. The coding region runs from base 1 to 918 and encodes 305 amino acids. The transcript is spliced from 2 exons. NCBI's taxonomy places the organism in Eukaryota, Fungi, Ascomycota, Dothideomycetes, Pleosporales, Pleosporaceae. The record is from RefSeq and is a predicted model, not a curated record.
AUGUUGGAAGCAGGACUCAUACGUACUUCAGUGUAUGAGAAAACAACAGAUGCCCCACAGCAGGGGCAGGAGAUGAGUCCCGUCUUUGGACGCUCGUGGGAUACAUACCCCGGAGGCUAUCCCAUGCUGGCCGAACGCAUUGCUUUGAAACCACAGACAGCUAUCUAUCGCAGAUUCGACGCCCUGAAUUCUCGGCGUAUACUGUAUCUUCAAGCCGAGCUUUGUUCCCUAGAGAGCCGUCUGCGAAAAAUGGAGGAACAAGAAGACCAGGAAAAUAAGAGGGACAAAAGAAGAUUUACCGAGUUCGCAGUCGACUAUAACUGCAUGCUCAAAGCCAAGGAUGGCGAGGGGAAGCCACACUUAGAACUUCUUGAGAGAAUUGGGGAAAAGUUGAGCCAGUACAAUGAAGCGCUUCUACAAGUCUCAAACUUAUCCCAAAUCCCAGCACCGCAGAAAUUCGAUCUUGCUGACAUCCAACACUUCCUAGACAGCAAGGCCAUGGAGUCCAACCUUCUCAAUGGUAUUGACUCACCUACUUGGGGCUCUUGUGACAAAUCUGGAGACCAUGCGCCAGACCUAGUUGGAGUACACCCUCGCCCAAAGGCUGAUGAUUUCUCUCGCUGGAUUGCAGAGGAGUCGGUACGGCUGUUUUCCUGUGGACUCGGUCGUCUCACAAAAGGCACUCCCGGUCUGGGACGCAAAGUGUAUUAUGACUCGCAAAUCCUGAAGAUCACGUCUUGGUUGACGUGUAUCCUGGCAUCGCUAUUGCCCAUUGCAUCCAUCUUGGUCCUGUUGAAUGUGCCAUCACUCAAAGGCAGGCUUUGGGUCAUUGCUGCCUUCAAUAUCUUGAUGAGCGUGUGUUUGAGGACGUUUACGGAGGCGAAGAAGUCAGAAGCAUUUGCCAUUACUGCUGCGUAA